AGCAGGGUGAGAUAUUCAGAGUCCCGGGCGGCGCGGCGCAGGCCGCUGGAUAAAGCGGAGGAGGAGACGGCGGUCCGUGCGGUUUGAGCUCAGGAUCUCAGGACGGGAACAUGUGAGCAGGGAAUGGGCGACUGGAAACAGGAUUAUUGUUCUACACAGCAGAGAGACGCAGGAGGGGCCCGGGACAGGAAAGACACGGGGACACUGUGACACAUCCAAGGAGACUUUCUUUUUUAAUUUUUUUUUUUUUUUUUUUUUUUUUUUUUUUUUUUUUUUUUUGUUGCUCAUCCAUUUAAGAGAAAUUUGGAGGAAUAAUCAGGCCCCAAAGAUGAACACCAUCGUGUUUAAUAAGCUGAGCAGCCAGGUCCUGUUCGAGGAGAAGGCGAAAGAGGUGGAAAUGAGCAGCAGAAAUUAUCUAGAAGUCAUCGACGGGCAACAUCCAGACCUCCUCUCCAGCAACCAGACCAUCAGAGACAACCAGGCCAUCAGACACAGGCGGAGCGGGGGUCGUCCCAGCGGUGGUAAAGUGCGACACAAGCGCCAGGCCCUGCAGGACAUGGCGAGGCCGCUCAAGCAGUGGCUGUACAAACACAGAGACAACCCGUACCCGACCAAGACAGAGAAAAUCCUGCUGGCCCUUGGCUCACAAAUGACCCUGGUUCAGGUCUCCAAUUGGUUUGCGAAUGCCAGGAGGCGACUGAAGAACACGGUGAGGCAGCCAGAUCUGAGCUGGGCGCUCAGGAUCAAGCUCUACAACAAAUAUGUUCAGGGCAACGCGGAGAGGCUGAGCGUCAGCAGCGACGACAGCUGCUCAGAAGAUGGAGACAACCCUCAGAGGACACAGAGCGGCCCAGAGGAGCUCAACAAGCCCAUGUACCAGAGCGUGAUCAAGAAGGAAGGCUCCUCCAUGGUGGGCAUGGCCAUGGGGAUGGGUAUGGGUAUGGGUAUGGGCGCGGGGCUGCGCUCGGCCGCCGAGGCCGCCUCACUUGCUGAGGACUACGUGUCUCCACCCAAGUACAAGAGCAGCCUGCUCCACCGCUACCUGAACGACUCGCUGCGUCACGUCAUGGUGGCCAACGCCGUCAUGGACGCUCGCAAGAGGAACCACUCCGGCUCCUUCAGCUCCAACGAGUACGACGACGAGCUGCUCUCGCCGUCUUCCUCCGAGGCUGAGGCAAACUUUGUUUAUCGGACUGAAACUACAGACCAUGGAUCAAGUAAAUGUGACAAUGGCGGUGGUGGCGUCGGAGCUGUGCAGAAGGAGAAGGUGAAGGGCAAAGACGAGACGUACUGGAGGGAGAUCAACGCCGCCAUGGCCCUGACCAACUUGGCGCAGGGGAAGGACAGCGCCUCCGGGACCACCAGCUGCAUCAUCCAGAAAUCCUCCCAUAUAGCAGAGAUCAAGACUGUUAAAGUGCCGCUGAUGCAGAAAUAUUAGCCCUGACGUCAUCCUCCCAACUCUCUAUGCAAACCAGCAAACAUUCCUGUUUCAGCAAACUUGCCGGAGUCCAAAUAAACUCCCCCUUUGAGAGAAUGAAAAGAGAACUGUUGUUUGAGGAAAGGGGGGGUGUUUGAGGCGAGGAAGUGUGGAACAAAAAGAGAACUCAUUCUUUUUGGUUGUUAUUGGUGUCUUAAAAAAAAAAAGUGCAAAAGAGGCCUUGACCAUCAUUUUCUUUGCUGGGUUGAUGUGCAAGUGUUGAUGAUAGUUUCACUGCAGUAUUUCCUAAAACAAGAUACUUUUGUAAUGUUAACUUAUUUUUGAUGAGUCUGACUUUUUUUUUUCUUCUUCUUCUUCUUCUUCUUUUUUUUACGCUAAGAAAAUUUGUAUUUUGCCAAAGUGCCUUUGUUAUUUAGACGAAUAACUCACCGACUGUGGUCAAUGCAAAGUACAGAUACUGAGGUGCCUCUGAAAUUUGUGAAGGAAUAUUUGACUAAGUUUAGAGCGGCAGUCAUGAUUCAGGAUUUGUUUUUUGUGAAUGAAAACUCCCCACAACAGCCCGUGCCUUAAGGACUGAAUGAGCUCACCAUCGGAGGCAUCGAUGAACUCAAAUAGCACACUCACAAGCGGAUACACAGUCUCGUAGAAAAUACCCAGCAGUAUUUCCCCAGUGACAUUGUUCUUGUUUUGACUGGAGUCUUCAUUUUGACUGUAAACUGAACACUGUUUCCCGUAGCUGGCAGGCCAACAACAACUGUUGCAUACGUAGAUAAGUUGCCCUAACGUGAGCAGCAGAUUGAUAAGCAGCCGGCGUUCUCCACCGUGUCCACAUCUUGGCCUUGGAUUUCAUUAACCAGCGAAGGAUUCCUUUCUUAUCUGAGCUUUUGAGUUGCUGAAACGUGCACGAACGCUCAGCUGGACCCUAAUGAAGUCACGUUCACCCACUCAGCGACACACAUGUACGCAGAUCUAACAGACACGCUUUAAGGUUCAGUACAGUAUCUAACAGAAGAAGAAUGCCAUGACCUAAAAGGGAUGUUUUUGCUUUGCAUUAUCAGUGUUUUAUGUGGACAGUGUUGCCUUUUCACAUGUUUGUGCUCAGAACAAGAUAGUCUGGAGUGAACGAAAGAGAAAAGCCACCACCAGCUCCCCCAGCCGUUUGAUCCUCAGCCCUCUCAGCUGUUUAGCAUUACAUUCAAAUUGCUGUUUACAAGAAGCCAGAGGAUAGACUUAAAAGUUUGACUUUCUCCCCCUCGCUUUUCUUUUUUUUUCCUGUUUGUCUUCAAAAAUACAUUCCAGUAUUAUCUAUUUGUCAGCCAAGCAAGUGUUCAGAGUAUCUGUUAUUGUCAGUCUGUAUAUGUGUGGUUGUUUUUUUGUUUUUGAUCAAAACUUUGUACUUGGUUUCACUUAACCGUACCGCAUUAAGAGCUUCUUUUGUCAUCCAAUGGAAAGAAUCUCCGUUAUAGAAAGUAUGUACGGUGCAUAUGUUAUAAACGUUUGCGGUGAACGAUGCCAAGUUCACAAACUGGGGGGGAAAUCAAGUUGGGCUUAUGGAAGAAACUGCAGUUGGCUCUCCAUGCUGACUUUUUAAUUGUAUGUAUAUCUUCAAGGUACUGUUUAUGUGUGUCGAUGUACACUCCUUCAUAAACUUCAUAAAUGGUGCAGUUUUUAUUUUUUGGACAACCCAGACUGUACUUCUGGUCAAGAACUUUGAGAGGGAGUGAAGCUGCACAAAGUGACUUUUUGACCUUUUUUUUAUAUGUCUUGAAUGUGCAAACUGUUAAAAAAAAGAAGCUGCACUUACAUUUCUUGGUUUUCAAUCAGAAAACACACAGCCUCCAUUGAGAACUUUUGGAUGAAUGUGUUUUUACAUGAAGGUGAAGAGAAGGAAAAGAAAUGAAGGACAACCCUAUAUUAUUCCUGUUAGCGUGCCUAUGGAAGUAUAAUGAAAUCAAUCGCACUAGCCAAUCCCCAGGCACUAUUUGCUUAUGCAGUGGGGGUUGUGGUCUCCCACAUGUGU
This is a messenger RNA of Larimichthys crocea (large yellow croaker), 3458 nucleotides long. RefSeq names its product mohawk homeobox a (gene mkxa). Lineage: Eukaryota; Metazoa; Chordata; Actinopteri; Sciaenidae. Gene Ontology annotation, biological process: cell development; muscle organ development; regulation of transcription by RNA polymerase II. The transcript has 7 exons. Gene Ontology annotation, molecular function: DNA-binding transcription factor activity, RNA polymerase II-specific; RNA polymerase II cis-regulatory region sequence-specific DNA binding. The record is from RefSeq and is a predicted model, not a curated record. Bases 329 to 1438 code for a protein of 369 amino acids. Gene Ontology annotation, cellular component: nucleus.